AUGAAAACCAGCAGAGUUGAAAUGUUUAUAUGUAAUAGGAUACCUCUUCUGGUUAGGAGGUCCCUCUCCACAACGCACCUGGUUAAACAAGCCGUGGGUAAUCCGUCAUUCAGAAGAAGACCGUCGCACGAUCACAAAAAUAGAAUAUCAUACACAAACUACAGUGAUGUCAGCACAGAGAAAGCUUCGAUAUUGUCCAGCACUCCUGUUGCUACUUCCAUCUUAAACGAACCUACUAUUAUAAUCGAGAGACAGAUCGAAGUGAUGAACAUUGUUGUCGGUUUUGAGCAAGCGAAUAAAUAUAAGAUUAUGGACGUUCGUGGUAAUGCAUUGGGACGUAUUGAAGAACGUGACUAUUCAAUCGGUAAAGCUGCAUUGAGACAAUUGUCUAAACUUCAUAGACCGUUCACCGUUGAUGUAUUUGACAACUAUAAUAAUGUGAUAUUGACUAUCAAGAGACCAUUUUCAUGGGUGAAUUCACAUAUACAAGCCAUAUUGCCAAAUGAGGAAACAGGACAAUUUGAUGAAGGAAGUCAAGUUGUUGGCGAAUCAGUUCAAAAAUGGCAUGCUUGGCGACGUAAAUACGAAUUAUUUGCGAACACAAGAGAUGAGGAACAGACAAGUUCUGAUCCAUACUUCAAACAAUUUGGUGUUAUCGAUGCACCAUUCUUAUCAUUCGAAUUCGCUGUACGCGAUAAAAACAAUAAAAUAAUAGGUGGAGUUGAUAGAAAUUGGGUAGGUAUUGGCAGAGAAUUAUUCACCGACACAGGCAUUUAUAUAGUAAGAUUCGACUCAACAAGAUCAUUUGAAAACAUAUAUCCUCCAGAAACAUUAUCCACGAAUGUCAUGACUCUUGAUGAAAGAGCAGUACUAUUAGCGAAUGCAAUUUCAAUUGAUUUCGACUAUUUCUCUAGACAUUCUAGAUCAACUGGAGGAGGAUUACUUACUUUCGGAGGAGAUGGAUAUGAAUAA
Molecule: messenger RNA, 972 nt
Organism: Tetrapisispora phaffii CBS 4417
Lineage: Eukaryota; Fungi; Ascomycota; Saccharomycetes; Saccharomycetales; Saccharomycetaceae
Gene: AIM25
Product: Aim25p
Exons: 1
Coding region: 1-972 (323 amino acids)
Biological process (GO): plasma membrane phospholipid scrambling
Cellular component (GO): plasma membrane
Molecular function (GO): phospholipid scramblase activity
Source: RefSeq, a predicted model, not a curated record